GACAAGGUGAUUAGUUGGGUUAGCCGAACCAGCAAAUUCAAUAAUUUUCAUGUCUGUCUUACUUCCUCUGAUAAAUUGUUGCCAGCGAAUAAAUUGUUGGGAAACUAACCUGUUUAAUCUUCAAAUAAUAUUUGAGCGCCGAAUUUUUUGGAUUUUACAGACCCUUUUUCUUUAUUUUUGGGACUAACUAAUAAGUAAUAAUAAUAAUCUAUAUUGAAGAAAAUAAAGAAAUGAAGAUUUAAUUUGUAUAAAAAUUAUGUAUGAUUAUUUUGAAUUUUAUAUUACAUGAUGAUCUGAUCAUCAUUCUUUGAAGCUAUAUUCUUUCCCCUUUCCAUUCUCUCCCUCUUUGUGGAUUUAGCAGAGGAAGGGGAACACAGGACACCCAUCAUUCUAUAAUUUUUUCUAUGGGAUUUUCCUUCUUCAGACUACUUCUUUUGUGAUAAUCAAUCUUUGAUCUAAACUAUCAUAUGGGUGGUUGUUAUUCUACACAUGCAAAACCCAUCAUGCCACGGAAGAAAUUUCGCUAUCUUAGAACCAGACGCCGUAAAAGAAUAUCAGAUUAUGUUGCGGGAGGAACAAAUAAACCAAUAGGUGAUACAGGAGGCUAUGUAACAGACAUAGCAGUUAGUCAGUAUCUCCAUAUGGACAUUGGGAAGGCAGAUACAUCUUCAUUAAGAUCUGAGGUGUUGAAUUCUUCAUUCCUUCUUAGGCAGAUGCAGUGGCAUCAUGGUCAACUUGACACUAAUGGGAUCUGCCUAGAGGAAGCAUGGUUUGAUUCAGUCAGCAUACUAGAGUCUGACUCAGAUGAUGAAUUCAGCAGUGUAUACGGAGACAAUUUUCCCAUUGUAAACAAUGUUAGCGGGAAUCUUAAAACUGGCCAAGUUCUUCAAUAUGAGUCUGCCUCAUGCUUCCUGGACAAUGGGAGUAGGUAUGAAGAAUACCAUGGAAGUAUUAUAAAGAUGGAUGGAGGAAACACCGAGGACUUUUGUGCUAGGAGGAAAAAGCUAUUAGAUCGUUCGCUUGGGAGCUUCAAUUAUUUAAAGGAGAAGCGUGAUUCAAUAGAAAAGGCUCAAAACGGCAGUGCAAUAUUGAAGGCUAGCCAUCCACACUUGCUUCCAUCUCUAAGCUUCAAUGAUAUAAACUUUCUACCCGGUUCAGGACGACAAUCUCAAAGGAGAAAAUCAGCAGUGGUCAGACUUUCCUUCAAACGGAGAUCUUGUGAAGGGGAAGAGAGUAGUGCAUUGAAAAAGUUCUUGUACCGUCCCAGAGCAGGACAUCUAAUUCCUGGUUCAACUGGAGAGAAACUCGUAGACGGAUGCUGGGCAGAAAUUUCACCCUCAAAAUUCAAUCUACGUGGAGAGAACUUUUUUAAAGACAAGAAGAAAUGUCCAGCUCCGGAUGUUUGUCCUUACACGCCGUUUGGGGCUGACUUGUUCAUUUGUCAGAGAAAGAUUAAUCACAUUGCUCAGCAUCUGGAACUUCCUUCUGUCAGCAUGCAUGGGAAUGUUCCUCCAAUUCUCAUCGUUAAUAUACAGGUGCCUACUUAUCCGGCAGCCAUGUUUGGUGGCGAUAGUGAUGGGGAGGGAAUAAGCCUUGUUCUGUAUUUCAAGCUCUCUGAAAGCUUUGAGAAGGACAACUCUCCUCAAUUCCAGGAAUGCCUUAAGAAAUUUAUGGAUGAUGAGAUGGAGAAAGUAAAAGGAUUUGCCAAAGAAAAUGUGGUUCCUUAUAGAGAAAGGCUUAAGAUAAUUGCUGGCUUAGUUAAUCCUGAAGAUCUUAGCUUGAGCUCAACUGAAAGAAAGCUAGUGCAGUCUUACAAUGAGAAGCCUGUUCUCUCACGCCCACAGCACAAUUUUUACAAGGGUCAAAAUUACUUCGAGAUAGAUUUGGAUGUUCAUCGCUUCAGUUACAUAUCGAGGAAAGGGCUUGAGUCUUUCCGAGAUCAAUUGAAAAAUGGCAUAAUCGAUCUUGGUUUAACCAUUCAGGCACAGAAACCUGAGGAGUUGCCAGAGCAGAUGCUAUGCUGUUUACGAUUGAACAAGAUCGACUUUGUUGAUCGUGGCCAAAUACCGACCAUCAUGCCUCUCGAUGAUUGAGGUCGGGAUGUAUGAAGACGUAUUCUUAUUGAGAGGAGUAUCCAACAUUUCUAUUUUGUCUAGUGUCCGUAGUUGAGCACAGUCCAUUUGACAAAGCAAGAUUAUAGCUUAUCCAAUACAACUCACUUGUAAGAUUUUUGGUUUUUGUCAUGUAAUAAUUAUGUAAUGAAUUGUUUUCAAAUUAUGUAAUACUUUUAACCAAAUGUAAGAACCCAAAAUAACCACUUCAUAGAAUCUCAGCCUUAAUAUGAAUAUGAAUGGCUGUUUCUUGUACACUUUUCUUUGUUAAGGUACGUAGUUUAACAAUCCUGUUCACUCCUGCCAUUACAAAUGAC
Amaranthus tricolor (Joseph's coat) is the source of this 2428-nucleotide messenger RNA. RefSeq lists its product as uncharacterized. The transcript is spliced from 11 exons. The coding region runs from base 468 to 2093 and encodes 541 amino acids. The record is from RefSeq and is a predicted model, not a curated record. Lineage: Eukaryota; Viridiplantae; Streptophyta; Magnoliopsida; Caryophyllales; Amaranthaceae.